AGAAAAUAACGCGACGCAUGAGCCAACAAUUGAAUAACGCUUUGCCACAUGCUUCUGUAACAAGUCAAGACAAAGACUUGUGUUUAGAUAAAUUCACGAACCCACCACGCACAAUGUAUGACGAGAUUGGACAAGAGGAACAACAAGUCUAUCUCUCUCUCAAGUCAGCACAAGAAAAUAAUGACUGGAAAAGCCUUGUUUAUCGUUUACAGGCAGAAAAUGCAACACUGGUUCAAUCUUUACACGAAACAAAUACCGAUUUAAUGCAUGCUCGAAAGGAGAAUGAAGAAUUACAACAUUUCAUUCAACGACAACAAGACAGCGCAAAUACCCGCCAAGACCAGCUCUUGGACCUGAUUUUCCAAAAGCAGUUUUUAAUCCAAGAAAACAAGGCUCUUUCCGACAGCCAAAAGGAGAUGGAUACUUAUUUUGGUACACACCAUCAGAGAGACCCUUUAUUUAAAUGGCGAUCGUGUGUUCAUGCUUUAAUUGCUAUCCAACGAUUCAAUAAGAUUCUAAUUUGAUUUUUUUUUUUUUUUUUUUUUUAUUACUUUUUUUUUUUCCCUUUUUUUUUUAUUCUUCUGUAAAAU
Messenger RNA from Mucor mucedo, 590 nucleotides. RefSeq lists its product as uncharacterized. The record is from RefSeq and is a predicted model, not a curated record. The coding region runs from base 18 to 524 and encodes 168 amino acids. Lineage: Eukaryota; Fungi; Mucoromycota; Mucoromycetes; Mucorales; Mucoraceae. The transcript is spliced from 4 exons.